Messenger RNA from Pundamilia nyererei, 966 nucleotides. It is a transcript of the gene vti1a, whose product is annotated as vesicle transport through interaction with t-SNAREs 1A. Bases 86 to 760 code for a protein of 224 amino acids. Gene Ontology annotation, biological process: macroautophagy; retrograde transport, endosome to Golgi; intra-Golgi vesicle-mediated transport. Gene Ontology annotation, molecular function: SNARE binding; SNAP receptor activity. The record is from RefSeq and is a predicted model, not a curated record. The transcript is spliced from 9 exons. Gene Ontology annotation, cellular component: ER to Golgi transport vesicle membrane; late endosome membrane; Golgi apparatus. Lineage: Eukaryota; Metazoa; Chordata; Actinopteri; Cichliformes; Cichlidae.
AAGAAGCUCCAUUCGAGGCUUGUUGUUAUUCUGAGCUAACUGUCAACCAGAAAGCUAGUUACCUGUUGUAAACUCGACUACCAGAAUGUCUUCAGACUUUGAAGCAUACGAGCAGGACUUUGGAACAAUUACCGCAGAAAUAACUAAUAAAAUUGGCCGAAUUCCCAAACUAAGUGGAGAGGAGAAGACACAGCUGGUUCUAAAUGUCGACAAACAGCUUGAAGAAGUCAGAGAGUUGCUGGAGCAGAUGGACCUGGAGGUGCGAGAGAUCCCCAUCCAAAGCAGAGCCAUGUACAACAGCAGGCUGAAGAGCUAUAAACAGGAGAUGGAAAAGCUUGAGAAAGACUUUAAAAGGUCACGCAUUGCCUACAGUGAUGAGGUGCGCAACGAGCUCCUGGGGGAUGACGCCAGUUCUUCGGAGAGCCAGUUGGUAAAGUUGCGUGAAGAGAGAGCACAUCUGUUGGACAACACAGAGAAGCUGGAAAGGUCAUCACGGAGACUGGAGGCCGGCUACCAGAUAGCGGUAGAAACUGAACAAGUGGGGCAGGAGAUUCUUUCCAACCUGCACAGUGACCGUGAGAAGAUCCAGAGAGCUAGAGAAAGGCUGAGAGAAACAGACGCCAACCUGGGCAAGAGUUCCCGCAUCCUUACCGGCAUGCUGAGAAGGAUCAUCCAGAAUCGGGUCCUGGUCUUCAUCCUCGGAGCCAUCAUCCUCCUCACCAUCAUCCUGGCCAUCUAUUUUAAUGUGCGAGGCCACUGAUCUCCCCUGUACGCACAUGCAUAUAUACACACACACACACUCCCUCCCCCUAAACGCAAAUACACACACACUCUCUUGUGAUUAAUAGCGACAAAAGCGUUGUUCUGCUGUAAUUAGGACAAAUGGUCCCCAUGAAUCACUAUUUCCAAAGCCUGACAGCAAGCUUUUUUUUUUUUUUUUUUACCAUUUCUCACUCCUUUUUUUGU